CUCACAACUGUAUUCAUGAAUCCCAUUAAUGCUCUCCCAACCACAUAAGCUAGCAGGUAGUUGUAAUUUUUCAAAGAUAUUUACCUCAAUCCACAUUGCCUCAUCUCCCCUUCUUUAUCUCUAUAUAAAUCUCUCCCUCUCUGUAUCAUUACCAUCACAUCAUCUCCAACAAAUAAAAAAUUUCAAUCAAAAAAAAGAAUCAUGGGGACUCAAGCUGUGGAAGAAGAGGUGAGCAAGAACAUGUUGAAGGCGAAGAUCAUCAGCACAAGCCAUGUGAAGCCCAAGAAAGCAGUGGGAAGAAGAGAGUGUCAGCUGGUGACUUUUGAUCUCCCUUACAUAGCCUUUUACUAUAACCAGAAGCUGAUGAUUUACAAAGGGGCGGUUGAUUUUGAUGAUCUUGUGGUGAAAAUGAAAGAUGGGCUUGCUUUGGUUCUCGAGGAGUUUCAUCAACUUGCGGGGAAGCUGGGGAAGGACGAGGAUGGUGUGUUUAAGGUGGAGUACGAUGAUGACAUGGAUGGUGUCGAGGUGGUGGUCGCGGCGGCGGAGGAGAUCAGUGUUGAUGAGCUGACCAAGGAGGAGGGAACUGCUAGGUUGAAGGAGCUGGUCCCUUACAAUGGUGUCUUGAACUUGGAAGGCCUCCAGAGGCCAUUGUUGGGCGUCCAGCUUACCAAGCUCAAGGAUGGGUUUGUGAUCGGGUGUGCUUUCAACCAUGCUAUCUUAGAUGGUACCGCCACGUGGCACUUCAUGAACUCCUGGGCCCAGAUAUGCAGAGGGGCCACCUCCAUUUCCGUCACUCCUUUCCUGGACCGUACCAAGGCACGUGAUACGCGCGUGAAGCUCGACCUCACACCCCCUGCAGCUGCCGCACCUCAAAACGGUGACGUGCCAAAGGCGGUCCCACCACCCCUCAGAGAGAAAGUGUUCAAGUUUUCUGAGUCAGCAAUUGACCAAAUCAAAGCAAAAGUCAACGAAAAACCAAGUGAGGACUCAAAGCCCUUCUCAACAUUUCAAGCCCUCUCUACACACGUGUGGAAUGCAGUCACACGUGCCAGGCAGCUCAAGCCAGAGGACUACACUGUUUUCACCAUCUUCGCAGACUGCCGCAAAAGGGUGGACCCACCAAUGCCUGAGAGUUACUUCGGAAACCUGAUUCAGGCCAUAUUCACUGUCACUGCAGCUGGAUUGUUGCUAGCCAAUCCACCCGAAUUCGGAGCAAAACUUGUGCAACAAGCCAUUGUCAUGCACGAUGCAAAAGCCAUCAACAAGCGUAAUGAUGAAUGGGAGAGCAACCCUAUAAUCUUCCAAUACAAAGAUGCUGGAGUGAACUGUGUGGCGGUGGGAUCCUCACCGCGAUUCAACGUGUAUGAAGUGGACUUUGGCUACGGAGCACCAGAGAGUGUGAGGAGUGGCUCUAACAACAGGUUUGAUGGCAUGGUGUACUUGUAUCAAGGAAAGAGUGGAGGCAGAAGCAUCGACAUUGAGAUAAGCUUGGAUGCCGCGGCAAUGGAGAACUUGGAGAAGGACAAGGAGUUUCUCAUGGAGGCUUAAGUGUUUCGUAUAAUUAUGUUCUUGUGGAGUACUGUUAUUAUGUUUGGUUUGCUGUUUAAUUUGUUAUGUGUUAGUUCCUGUGUUUGAACAUGGUGCACAUUCUAUGUUAAAUUGUGGGAUGAUUGUAUUAUUCAAUAACUUUUGGCGACCUAUUUAAGUGUUGAAUUUUGCUAAGAAGCUCUUUAUAUAAUCUUGUGAUUUGGAGUC
This is a messenger RNA of Daucus carota subsp. sativus, 1755 nucleotides long. Its product is annotated as BAHD acyltransferase DCR. The record is from RefSeq and is a predicted model, not a curated record. NCBI's taxonomy places the organism in Eukaryota, Viridiplantae, Streptophyta, Magnoliopsida, Apiales, Apiaceae. The transcript has 2 exons. The coding region runs from base 202 to 1548 and encodes 448 amino acids.